AUGUCGGGUGCCAUCUACGUGUGUAUCAAGCAGUUCAACGCCAGAUUGGGCGACGAACUCAACCUUAAGGUCGGUGACCGAAUCGAGGUACUUGCCGACGACUCAGAAUACAAUGACGGCUGGUACAUGGGCCGAAAUGUGGUCUCUAACAAAGUAGGCUUGUUCCCCAAGUCUUUCACCCAGCUAGCCUUGGAAACGAAGCUGGAUCCUCCUCUAUUACGUCUGCGUUCUAGAAGACUUCCGGGUGGUGCCAAGGGGAAUGACGCAGCCUUGCCUGUGGCUCCUCUUGAAGAACAGAAAUCUGUACAACCUUCUGAAGACUCCACCUCCUCACAGAAACCUACCAGCGAUGUCCACCACACCAUGAGCGAGAUCGAUCGCGCACUUCAGGAACUUCGUAUGCUGAAGGAUGCUCCUGCGAAACAGUUCACAGCAGAUCUGCCCCAACAACAGAAACAAGCCACUUUGGACCCACAAAAGGGCCACCUGCGCACUUCGUCUUCUGUUUCGUUAACUCAGGAUCUCAACCCGUUAAAAGCCAGAGAAUGGACCCCCAAGCAAGUGUCUCUGUACUUUGCCAUUGUUCUAGGGUUUGAUAUGGAUGUGGCUGGGAAAUUCGCUCGCCAUAAGAUCACUGGAGAGAUCUUGUUCGAGCUCGAUUUGGCCCACUUGAAAGAGUUGGAAAUCGACUCAUUUGGAACUCGUUUUGAGGUUUACAAGGAAAUCGAGAAGUUGAAACAGAUCAGCAGCAGAGCCAAGACUCUGAAUCCUCCACCUCUGAAUGGUCUGCUGACUACAACUCUGGGUCCAAAGCAUACUCUGAGAGCCUCGCCUCCAUUCAACAAUCUGGAUGAAGAUAGAAAUAAAUCAUCUGAUAAUAGCCUGCUUCUUCCAUCAGUUCAAUUGGGAUCCAAGGACUCCCUUGGACGUAAUGCUUCUACAUCAUUCCUCCCUCUGAGUUCAAGCACACAAGCAGCAGAAACCGGUCAGUAUUCAACGGAGAAAUCACCUGCAGAGUUCCCUGGCUCUUUCAUGUCUCCUAGAAGAGCCCCAGAGCCUCCAUCUCAGAGUCCUAUGAAUAGGAACUACCGUUUUGGAGGUAGUCCAAUGACCCCUCAAAACAACGGUCUGCACGGAUUGUACAAGACGAGAACGAAUGCUUCUUCCGCAGCAUUGAGCUCAGCCAACGGUAACACUUACCUGCGUCCCGCGUCUUCUGUUUAUGAUGGUUCAGUUAUGAUUCACCAUCGUCGUGGAUCAUCCGGCAUUUCCAAUAGCCACAGAAGGCAUUCUUCUGUAUUCUCUUUCUUGUCUGGAAACAAUGAUGAGCCUUUGGGAACUAAGGAGAAACUUCAAAGUCAAAAUCUCUACAAAGAAGAUACAAGUACCCCGAGACAUGUUUCUUCACCAGUCAAACAUCUGUCAAAAUAUUUGGGAGAUGAUUUUGUGGAGGAAAGUGUUGAUAUUGAUGACGUUGGACUUUCCCCAAGGAAAGUGAAGUCGGGCAAGCCUGUUGAAAAGGACAAGGAAGGAAAGAAGGAGGAAAACCCACAGAGUCGUUUGAAAUCUUUGCGAUCUGUUUCGACUCAGAACUUCCGUAACUUGACGGUUCUGAAGAAGCUGAAGACAUCUGCUUUCCAGGAGGGAAUUCGGGAUAUUAACCCCGAUGAUGCCAUCAAAUCAUCUAAUUACAGUGGAUGGAUGUCCAAGAAGUCUGGAAGUACCCUUGGAUGGAGAUCACGUUAUUUCACUCUUCAUGGCACCAGAUUAUCAUAUUUCACAUCUUUGCGCGACAAGCGUGAGAAGGGUUUGAUCGACAUCACUGCUCACAAGGUUAUUCCUAUUAGUACUGAAGGUGAUCAAAGUGCCUCCAAUGACAAGUACAUAGCCCUUUAUGCUGCCCUGACAGGAUUUGGUCGUUAUUGCUUUAAGCUUGUGCCACCUGCCCCGGGGUUCAAGAAGGGUUUGACAUUCACACAGCCGAAAACUCACUACUUCGCUGUUGAGACACAGGAGGAGAUGCGUGGAUGGUUGAAGGCAUUGAUGACAGCAACCAUUGACAUCGACGACUCUGUUCCUGUGGUGAGUAGUUGCAAUACGCCAACUGUCACUUUGGCCAAAGCACAGGAGUUACUUGCUAAGGCCAGAGAGGAGACAAAAAUCAAGGAUGAAGAGUUACGUGCGAGAGGCUUUCUCAGAGAUGGUGAGUACUUGGAUGACGAAACCAUGAGACUGACAUACUACAACAACAGUGCCACCUCGGAAGAGGCUUCACCUAUCGUUGGGUCUAUUGAUGAAACAACGAUUUCCUCUACCACUGCAGGUACGAAUGGAGGUGCCAAUGGGCUCACCUCUUCUUCUAGUAAUCCCAAACUAACGGUUGACACGCUGACCAAGAACUAUCGCACACCAAGUACGCCACAAGUGUCUAAUAAUUCUGGUGGUUUUGCCUCACCUUAUCUUUUAGCCUCUGGAUUGCUUUCGCCGAAGCUGGGUAACAAUGGUGUCUCAAACACUUCCAAUAGCAGCACGCCUUAUAUUGUCCUGAAGAAGGAUUACUUUGAAGAGGGCGAACCGAUGGAUGAGUCAGUGCGUCCUCCAAAGAUUGAAGAGGGCACCCCAUCGCAGAAAUCUAUUGGCAGUAGCUCUCCUAAGCAGUUUUUUACCCACAGCAAUGGUCGUUUGGUCAGUGGAUCUAAGAAGAAGGAGAAAAUGAUGGCUUAUACCAACGAAGGUUCUUUCGUGAUCAAGCAGAAGAAGUGA
Molecule: messenger RNA, 2763 nt
Organism: Sungouiella intermedia
Lineage: Eukaryota; Fungi; Ascomycota; Pichiomycetes; Serinales; Metschnikowiaceae
Source: the annotation of a GenBank genome assembly